Messenger RNA from Loxodonta africana (African savanna elephant), 536 nucleotides. RefSeq names its product ribosomal protein S26 (gene RPS26). The coding region runs from base 119 to 466 and encodes 115 amino acids. Gene Ontology annotation, molecular function: mRNA binding; structural constituent of ribosome. The transcript is spliced from 4 exons. NCBI's taxonomy places the organism in Eukaryota, Metazoa, Chordata, Mammalia, Proboscidea, Elephantidae. The record is from RefSeq and is a predicted model, not a curated record. Gene Ontology annotation, cellular component: cytosolic small ribosomal subunit; ribosome. Gene Ontology annotation, biological process: translation.
AGAUAUCGUUCUUGGAGUCCGUCUCCUAAGGAUUCUUCUCGUGUGGGCGUAGGGAUCUUGCACUAUAUAAGAGGGCUGGGCGAGGUUCCGGGUUCUCUCUCCGGUCCUCUCUUCAAAGAUGACUAAGAAAAGGAGGAACAACGGUCGUGCCAAAAAGGGCCGCGGCCAUGUGCAGCCUAUUCGUUGCACGAACUGCGCCCGCUGCGUGCCCAAAGACAAGGCCAUUAAGAAGUUCGUAAUUCGAAACAUAGUAGAGGCCGCUGCCGUCAGAGACAUUUCCGAAGCGAGUGUCUUCGACGCAUACGUGCUUCCCAAGCUGUACGUGAAACUACAUUAUUGUGUGAGUUGUGCCAUUCACAGCAAGGUGGUCAGGAACCGUUCUCGUGAAGCCCGGAAGGACAGGACCCCCCCACCCCGAUUUAGGCCUGCAGGUGCUGCCCCACGUCCUCCACCAAAGCCCAUGUAAGGAUUUGAGUCCUGAAAGGCUGAAGAAAAACAAACCUGAAAGAAAAUAAAAUGGAGAUUAUACUUUACAA